Messenger RNA from Suillus discolor, 1803 nucleotides. RefSeq lists its product as uncharacterized. The record is from RefSeq and is a predicted model, not a curated record. The transcript has 4 exons. NCBI's taxonomy places the organism in Eukaryota, Fungi, Basidiomycota, Agaricomycetes, Boletales, Suillaceae. Bases 1 to 1587 code for a protein of 528 amino acids.
AUGCUCGCCGAAAGCGAGGUCUCCACAGUGGAAACACACUUUCAAAGCGGCAUGCGAAGACCAUAUAAAUAUUGCUUCGACGACCUUCAUCCUUCAUCCUCCAUCCCUUACACGCUACACCUACUGCCACUGCGAACACAUACCCAUUCUCAUAACAUCUUACUCAAUUAUCUGCUGGCUCAGAUGACCCAAUCUCCCUCAUAUCCCUCAUCGCACGGUUCCGACUCUUCCAAUGCAAACCAGGACACCCCAAACACUGGCAUGCAUAUGGGUCAAUUUCCCUGGCCCCAUCCCGCACACAUGCAUCAUCCAGGCUAUGCCCCUGCACCCCCCGCACCCCCCUGCUUCCCGUACGGCGUCCCUCCCCCCAUGUACCAACAAUCCUUCCCUUCGGGGCAUUUUCCAGGAGUCAUGACCUCCAAUGCAACUUACACAUCGUACCAACCAUACCUCCAUCAGCAUCACGGGGCCGGGCUGGUAACGGGCUCUGCUUCUCCAUCUUCUCCUCAAGCACCAAGUUUGUCGGUCGGUGACAAGCGCGUCGUAAAUGACCUCCAAGACCGUAACGUCAAGCGAAUUAAAAUGAGCUUCGACGGGAUAGAGGACGACCCGCUCUUUGCACCCAUGAUAGAUCAACAUGGUCAACACGAUGGGAGAUAUAUGUGUUUUAAGGAUGGCAUGCUCGUCCGUCCUGGCAGUUAUAAACGCCAUCUCAAGACAGAAAAACAUCUUGGUUACAAACCAACGGAAUUUGCGUGCCCUCGUUGUCUGCACACUUAUACCCGACGUGAUGCCUGCAAGAGGCAUUGGGAGGACAGUUGUGGAAAGCUACCAGUUAAUGGCGCUCGGCUAUCUUACGCAGCCGCUUGCCGAGCUUUCACGAGUUUUAAUUCCGCUUUAGCUACUGCGUCAUUCAUGCCCCAUUUACCCGCGACAGCCACGACGACGUCCCAUAGCUCACCACCCGAGAUCAUCCCGACAGACGCCGUAAACCCUUAUUCCUGGGCAGCUAGUGACAUACAGGACCCUCCUUUGGUGGCACCCGUACUUCCUCCAUUCGAAGGGCAAGACACCGAGGUCCAGGUGGCACCUGUACUUACCCCAUCUGAAGGGCAGGACAUUGCACUCGUUGAGGUCCACAAUCCUUUGGCGGCUGAUGCGAUGCAAGAACCUCCUUUGGCGACACCCGUGCUUCCCCCAUCUGAAGUACGAGAGAUUACACUCGCAGAGGUCCGCGGAUGCAUUCCCUUUUGGAGGUGGAUUAAUGACACGGAGGGCCUCGUGGAUCCCCUCCCUCCCAUCACUGAGCCUCCGUCCUCUCGCCUGCCAGAGGCCAUGCUUGUGGACGCCGCCGAAGACCCGGAUGUUUGGCGCCUCAUUAAUGAGAUAGACGACUUUGUAGAUCCCGAAAUUCCUCUCUGCGAGUCUUCCACAGACGCUGCCGAAGACCCUGAUUUUUGCAACUUCCCAAUCAGGACCCUUUUGGUAUGCUCUUGGCUAGACAAUUCUUACGGGAGUGAUCUACACCAACGAUCUCCCUCUGAAUUACCACCUCUCUCUUCUACCCCCGUCGACCAUGAGAUGUAGAGUUCAUUUCAUAUUUCACAUCUUUACCAACUAUCCAUUAUUCUUUCCAUGUCUUGCUACUUUCUGUCGCCGAUUCAUGUAUAGCACCACACAUUCUUUUCAUUCUCCUUCGCAUAACACACUAUCCUUUCCUUGCUUUGCUUCUUGCUGUCGCCUAUUCACGUACAGCACUACACGCUCUUUUCCUACCGUAUGGCAUAGCCCGCUGCCACGUUC